AUGGCCUGGUUUUGGGCAGUGACCUCUGUGUUGCUAUUUCUCUGGUUUCUUCAUCAGAAGCUCCGGGGAUGGAAGACCAAGAAAAAACUGGCGCCGGGCCCAGUUGGAUUACCGAUCUUGGGCCACCUGCACCUGUUGGGCAAAAAUCUCCACCGAGAUCUACACCAUCUGUCCCUAAAACACGGGCCCAUCAUGUCCCUCCGCCUGGGCCUCGUCCCCGCCGUCGUCGUCUCCUCCCCCGCCGGCGCCGAGCUCAUCCUCAAAGCCCACGACCUCGUCUUCGCCGGCAGGCCCAACCACCAGGCCGCCAGGCACCUGAGCUACGGCCGGAAAAACAUCCUCUUCGCGCCGUACGGCCCCUACUGGCGCAACAUGCGCAGGCUGGCCGCCCUCCAUCUGCUCAGCAGCCAGAGGAUCGACGAGUUUCGGGAUGUGAGGCGGUCCGAGCUGGGAAAUCUGGUGGGCUCCCUCCGGCGGACCGCCGGAAGGCGGGAGCCCGUGGAUCUGAGCGCGAGGGUGUCGGGCCUGAGCGGGGACUUGACGUGCCUGAUGGUUUUCGGGAGGAAAUACGAGGACGGCGAUCUCGACGAGAAAGGGUUCAAGGCCGUGAUUGAGGAGACCCUGCAGGUGGCGGCGCUGCCGAACCUCGGGGACUUUUUCCCGUUCAUGGGGGCUGUCGAUCUGCAGGGGCUAACCCGGCGGAUGAAGGAAUUGAGUAGGGUUUUUGAUGGGUUUUUGGAGAGGAUUAUUGACGAUCAUGUUGCGAGUAAGGGAGAAGGGAAAGAGGCUGGGGAUUUUGUGGACACGAUGAUGGCUAUCUUGGAGUCGGGCGAGGCUGAGUUCGAGUUCGACCGCUGUCAUGUCAAGGCUGUGCUGUUGGACAUGCUUGUUGGAGGAACAGACACUUCAGCCGCCACAAUCGAGUGGAUUCUCUCGGAGCUCAUUAGGCACCCAGAGUGUAUGAAGCAACUCCAGAGAGAAAUAGAGCACGUAGUAAGCAUGGACCAUCAAGUAGAGGAAUCCCACCUCGACAGGCUCGAAUAUUUGAACUCGGUCGUGAAGGAAACUCUCAGGCUCCACCCGGUGGUCCCAUUGUUGAUCCACGAGCCCACAGAAGAUUGCAUGCUAAACGACUAUCACGUCCCCAAAGGAUCGAGAACCAUAGUGAAUUUGUGGUCCAUCGGAAGGGACAAUAACGUGUGGCAUGACCCUGAAAGGUUCAUACCCGAGAGGUUUAUUGAGAAGAGAGUGGAUCUCAAAGGGAAAGAUUUCGAGCUUAUACCGUUUGGUUCGGGAAGAAGAGGGUGCCCCGGGUUGCAGUUAGGGUUAACGGUGGUUCGUUUGGUGGUGGCCCAGUUGGUGCAUUGCUUCGAUUGGGAACUUCCCGGUUGUGUGUCGGGUGUGGAUUUGGAUAUGACUGAGCACUUUGGGAUGGUGACCGAUCGAGAAAAGCAUCUCGUGGCCAUUCCCACGUGGCGACUGAAUGUUGAGUUGGAGUUUGUUCGGUUUGUUGUAUAUUAUUAA
Messenger RNA from Striga hermonthica, 1524 nucleotides. The record is from the annotation of a GenBank genome assembly. Lineage: Eukaryota; Viridiplantae; Streptophyta; Magnoliopsida; Lamiales; Orobanchaceae.